AUGCACUGUCUGGCACAUCCGGACGGCGAGCUGGCCACUUCACGAGCCGCGGCCAAGACGAACAUUCCAAUGGGCCUCUCGACCUACGCGACCACGUCUUUGGAAGAUGUGAGGCGAGAAGGAGGCGACAAUCCCUACGCUUUCCAGCUGAGUAUUGUCAAAGAUCGAAAUGUGAGCUUGAAUUGGAUCAAGAGGGCUGAAGCUGCCGGCUUCCAGGCCCUCUUCAUCACAGUAGAUGCGCCAGUACUGGCAAGACGCGCGAACGAGAGAUCAGGCAAGAAAUUCGAACUGCCCCAGCACCUGUCCCUUCCCAACCUCUCCCCUCCAUCAGACGGCAAGACACCCUCUGCUCCGGUCCGGUCGUACAACUACUCAGGUCGAGACGCAAGCAACUCGUGGGCAUCGGUGAUUCCAUGGGUCAAAGCCAACACCAAGCUGGAGAUCUGGCUCAAAGGAAUCUAUUGCGCCGAGGACGUACAGCUAGCCAUUCAUCACCGACUUGACGGCGUGAUCGUGUCGAACCACGGAGGUCGGCAGCUGGACGGGGUUCCAGCCACGAUUGAAGCUCUACCAGAGUGUGCGGCGGCGGCGAAAGGACGGAUCAAGAUCGCCAUCGACGGCGGCAUUCGACGUGGCACCGACAUCUUCAAAGCGCUGGCCCUGGGUGCCGAUUGCUGUUUCAUGGGCCGGGUGCCGCUAUGGGGACUUGCUUACAACGGACAAGAAGGUGUCGAAUGGGCGGUCAAGACGCUGGAGGACGAGCUCCGGUUAGCCAUGGCUCUAGCUGGGUAA
Messenger RNA from Capronia epimyces CBS 606.96, 792 nucleotides. RefSeq lists its product as uncharacterized. Lineage: Eukaryota; Fungi; Ascomycota; Eurotiomycetes; Chaetothyriales; Herpotrichiellaceae. The record is from RefSeq and is a predicted model, not a curated record. Gene Ontology annotation, molecular function: FMN binding; oxidoreductase activity. The coding region runs from base 1 to 792 and encodes 263 amino acids. The transcript has 4 exons.